UGGGGAGAAUCCUUCGUUUCUUUCGCUCGAGCUGAAUUUUUUCCAGCUUCUUUGCUCCGAUAGGAUCUUGGACGUACGUGCCCAUCUGAUUGCAGCUGCAGCAAUUGUUAUUAAGUAUUUAGUGAAAAUCCGUCUGUGGGUUGCAUCAGUUGGAAGGCACGCCGCACUGAAUUAGUAAUCGUCGCGGACUCGCCAAGUGAUUCAUAACAAUUGCACUGACGUCUUUCGCACAAUCCGAUCAGUAUUUUCGUCAUCCGGAAUCGACAAACUGUCCAGUUCGUUGCACAUUUUCCUUGGAUUCUCACAUAAGCGUGCUAUGCUGCUGAAACGCGUUUGAACGUGAAACUCCAUCAGCUGACUGAAGCCUGUAUGGAGCCAUAGCUUCGCAUUCCUGUUAUCCGUCUUAUUUCUUUUAUUUGGUUUGCCCUGCCAGUGCGUGAUUGGAAGAGAGGAGAUUUGUGACGUUUUUAUUGUGAUAAGGGAAGCGAUCUGAAGAGAGGAUGGCGGUGGCGGAAGCGGUGCAGGAGGGCCUGUCGCAGCUGGGUCGCAGCAGCCUGAGCAGCGGGAGUCUGCUGCGCUACAGCGUCAGCGCCGCCACGCUGACGGCGCUCAGCUACCACGUCUACCGCGAGUACAACACCAAGAAGACCACGGGCCAGUCCUGGAAGGAGCUGGCCAGGGAGCGACAGCGCAACGCCGCCGCCGUCUUCUGCGGCUACGUGCAGGCCUUCCAGCACGGUCUGCGCACCGCGCGCGAGCACCUCCACGCCGGACGCGUUGACGAGGCCAUCGCCGUUCUGACGGGCUGCCUGCAGCAGUGGCAGUUCCGGAAGCAGACGCUGCGCGCCCUGAAACGCCACCUGCACCCCGAGUUGUUCGCGCGGCUGGUGAGCAGUCUGGUGGAGCGCCGGCUCUGCGACUGCCAGGACGUGCUCAGCCACCUGUCGGCCGCUGCGCCGCGGCCCCCCGCCUCCCGCGUCGGCCUCAACAUGGACCUCCAACCGCCCAGCGACACCGCCGGCAGGGCCUACCAGCCCCCGGCCGGGCUUCCCUAGAGGACACCUAGGGUGCUCCUGUUCCACGCUGCUGUUGCAGCGCUGCGUUUCUGGGUGUUUGUCAGUUGGCGGGUGAUAUUGGGUAUUUAUUGCUGCUUGGUGUCGUUUCCAGAUCUGUGAACGCCUGAACCGGGUUCCUGUUGCGUUGUGGUUGGUACUUGGUGAUGUUGUUGUUUCCGAUUCUCCCGAUAUGUUAUGGAUUGUAGUCAUUUUGGGCGGUAAAUGCAUUAUGAAAUGCUGCAUUGCGCGCAUUCAUCAUUAAAGAGCCUGGCGGGA
Molecule: messenger RNA, 1331 nt
Organism: Paramacrobiotus metropolitanus
Lineage: Eukaryota; Metazoa; Tardigrada; Eutardigrada; Parachela; Macrobiotidae
Exons: 3
Coding region: 501-1055 (184 amino acids)
Source: RefSeq, a predicted model, not a curated record